Molecule: messenger RNA, 387 nt
Organism: Malus domestica (apple)
Lineage: Eukaryota; Viridiplantae; Streptophyta; Magnoliopsida; Rosales; Rosaceae
Source: RefSeq, a predicted model, not a curated record
CCGUGCAUCAUAUCUUGUAUCGCAGUACACUGACCUUGCUGAGGCAGACCAUUCUUUAAUAUUAGAGCAUUUUCGGCAAGCAACAAUGAGAUGGAACCCAGAAAUGCAUGCCUUCCGCUGCUUCCUUCUGGGGAGUCACCUAUAGCUGCCCGUGUUCUUAUAAAUUAUGAGUUACCGACAAAGAAGGAAACAUAUACAAGCCGUAUGACAACUUGUUUGGCUGCAGAUGGGAUUGUAAUCAACAUGGUCGUCGGGGGUGAGGUAGUAACUCUCAAAAGUCUUGAAGAAAGUAGCAACCUGGUCAUAGCUGAGAUGCCCAUACAUGUGAGUUUGUUAAUGCGUAUGUUUCCCACAUUUCUUGUAUCAUAUAUUGUAUCGCAGUUUUAA